AUGGUCUUGACGCUUAGAAAUAUGGCCUAUAAAUACAAGAGGGUUAGAGCUAAAGAAGAGGAUCCAACAUCAAUAACACAACCAGUCUACGGAAAAGACAUAAAGAGAAAUGGUGUUGAUGAAGAAGUUGAUGAUAAGGAAUGGCCGUCUUGGCUGAGGCCACUUCUCCGGACAAGCUUCUUUGGUCAAUGCUCGGUCCACGCCAAUGCUCACAAGAGUGAAUGCAAUAUGUAUUGCCUUGACUGCAUGAAUGGAGCCCUCUGUUCUCUCUGUCUGCUUACCUUUCACACACACCACCGUGCCAUUCAGGGGCAGAUAAGGAGAUCCUCAUACCAUGAUGUGAUCAGAGUUUCUGAAAUUCAAAAGUUUUUGGACAUAGCAGGGGUUCAGACCUAUAUCAUCAACAGUGCCAAAAUCGUCUUUCUGAAUGAACGGCCUCAGCCAAGGCCUGGUAAAGGCGUCACCAACACCUGCCAGGUCUGUCAGCGUAGCCUCCUUGAUUCCUUCAGUUACUGCUCUCUUGGUUGCAAGAUAGUUGGGACAUCAAAUAAUUUUAAAAAGAAGAGGAUGUGCAUGGGCAUGGGUGGCUCAGACUCGGAGGAGUCGAUGAAUAUUGGCGUUGGGUCUGGACGUGUUAAGGAUAGAAUUCGGAACUUUACACCAUCAACGCCGCCUCAAGCUGCCGUGAAUUACAGAAGUACCAAGAGGAGGAAGGGAGUUCCCCACAGGGCUCCAAUGGGAGGACUUACCCUACAAUACUGGUAGAGUACGUAAUUAAGUAGUACAAUUUGGCUGCUGCUUCUCUCUGUUUCAACUAUUCUACACACAGCCGGCCGGUUUGGAAAAUCAAGACAUGAAGUUGUCUCUUGUACAUAGAAAGAUGCAAUAGAGUACCCGUAUAUAUAC
Messenger RNA from Ilex paraguariensis (yerba mate), 906 nucleotides. The record is from the annotation of a GenBank genome assembly. Lineage: Eukaryota; Viridiplantae; Streptophyta; Magnoliopsida; Aquifoliales; Aquifoliaceae.